UUUUUUCGAAUUAAGAAUCGAUUUAUAUCUCAAAUUGAAGGUCAUUAAUCUUAUUGUUAGUAAGGAUAUCAGUAGACAAAACAUGUGGUCCCCCAAAGCGACUAGAACGUUACACCUGGUGAUGUGAUAAUGCAUAAAGGCUCAUGAAGGCUUUCUUACAAAUAAUUUGGCGUUGAUUAUUCUGAUCUAUUGCAAAAAACGAAAACUUAUUAUUCUUGCACUUCUUAUUGUUCUUGCGCAAUCCAAUUUGCUUUAUUAUUUUUAAAUCACAUCAUUCGAUCCAAAAUUAAAUUAAAGAUUCCUUUAAAAGUUGUCUUCAUGUUUCGAAAAAAAAAAAACCAGACGAAGAAGUUUUUCGUUGUACUUGUUUAUCUCAUCCUUUUAAAACGUCCAACAUGGCAGGGGUCGUCUUUUUAAUAUCAAUUCCUAGUGAAAAUAAAGAAAAAGUAAUCGUCGCAAAGAAAAAUAAAAAGAAAUCAGAAAUAAAUGGUAAUCUAAAAACGAAUUCUAACGGUUUUAUUAAACAACCAAAAGAAAUCAAUGAACAAACUGGUUUGUUAAGUAAUAAAUCAAGUUUAAGUGAAUACGAAAUCGAUUCUGAAGAGUUUUCUAUGAAAAUGAUCCUAGAAGAAAUUUUGGGCGAAUUUAAAAUAGACAAUGCGAUUUGGUCGAGUACCUUAGAUGGUCAAUACUUACAAAUUAUAUUUACGAUGGAAAGUGAUGAAAAUUACGAAAAAAUUCUUGGUGUGCUUAAAGAAAAUGAAAUUGGCGCAAAGUAUCAUUCCGUGGUGAGUGUAAUUCCUUGUGGACUUUAUUACAAAGCUUCGACUACAAAAAACGAAGAAUUCAAAGAUGAUAGUACUCAAGAGGAAUCGAAAAAAUCUUUAUGGAGCCAAUUUAUACUAUCAGUGAGAGCGAGACCCACCGUAAACCAAGUAGUUGAAAAUAUAAAAUUACACGCAGCUUUAACUUUCGAUUUUGUAUGUUUAUUAGUUGUAGCAACCACUUUAUGUGCGAUAGGUUUAGUUGAAAACAACAACGUCUAUUUAUUAUCAAGCAUGUUAAUUUCCCCAAUGAUGGGUCCAGUUAUGGCAGCAACUUUCGGGACUGUAAUACGAGAUAAAACCCUACGUAAAAUCGGAAUACAAAGCGAAUUAUUAGGAUUAUUAAUAGCAUUACUCGUGGGUUAUUGUUAUGGAGCUGUUAUAUGCCUAAGUACGGAUAAAUAUGGUGAUAACGAUUGGCCAACGAACGAAAUGAUUUCUCGAGGAGAACUUCGCACUUUCGGAGUAGGAUGUUUAAUUGCAAUUUUAUCAGGGGCUGCUUUAGCCCUUGGAUUACUCAGUGAUAACAUCGCUUCGCUUGUUGGGGUUGCUAUUUCAACAUCUUUAAUGCCACCAGCAGUCAAUGCUGGGUUAUUAUGGUCGGUUGCUUCAAUUUACUACUUAAAAGGAGAUGAAUCAACUCGAUACAGCACCUUAGUUUACACCAAUUAUUAUUCAGAUGAUAGAGGAUUUGAAAUUGCUUUAUUAGGAUGUAUGAGUUUAUGUUUAACGUUUGCUAAUAUAAUUUUUAUUUAUAUCGCUGGAUUAAUAGCAUUCAAGGUAAAAGAAGUUGCUCCAAUCGCUUCGAGGGAUCACAUAAAAAGACAUUUUUGGAAGCACGAUAUUAAAGUUUCGCGAGAUUUCAACAAAAGGGGGUUAACCCAAUCGCUUUCGAAUUUAGAUCAUGAUAUAAUAACCGGAAGGCACGAAUACACGUGGUCGCCGUGUAUGGAUUUUGAAAUAAAACCCACUAUUAAAGAAUUGGAAGAGAUUUAUUUUAAUCGAUUGGUUAAUGAUACUAAAUCAAACAGUUUCAUCGCAACAAUUUGUUCACCAUCGACCAGAAAAGGUUACUCGACUUUUAAUAAAGAUGUUACAUUGCCUGUUGUUCCCGAUGAUGUAGAUAAAAAAGAAUCAAUGCGAUCUAAUUCAUCGAGUAAAUUUGUUGUUACAACAUUAGAAUAGCUGUGUAAACCUUAUAAUAAAUAACAUUUUUUUAAAUUUA
Molecule: messenger RNA, 2049 nt
Organism: Onthophagus taurus
Lineage: Eukaryota; Metazoa; Arthropoda; Insecta; Coleoptera; Scarabaeidae
Source: RefSeq, a predicted model, not a curated record